AUGCGGCUUUCAGGUCGCCGCUUCUUCCUUCGGGGCGUGCUAGUACUGGAGCGUGGGGAGGUAUCAUCCAAUAGGUAAGUAUGAACAUUUAGAGUGUCUACGGAGGUUUGGGGGAACGUGCAUCCGGAAAUUGUAUCGCUUGAAUCACUUGCGCUUUCUGAGUUCUGAGUGGUAUAUAAGGCAAUAACUUGAAAGCCUUACUGGUGACAAUGACUGGUCAUCGUCCGACACCCAAUUCCUACUGUGAUACUUUUUAUAAGGCCUUCUACAUCGGUGUGGUCGGUCUGGCAUAGUUCUCUACAACCUAUGAAACCAUCAGGGCCGUACAGCAGCUCCCCAGCGGGAAAGCACCCGGAUCGGACGCGAUCCCCGCUGAGGUCUACAAGCACGGAGAUCCCCUACUGAUGGAUCACCUGACUGCGCUCUUCCAGGAGAUGUGGCGUCAAGGUGAUGUCCCGCAAGACUUCAAAGACGCAACAAUCGUGCACCUAUACAAACGCAAAAGAAACCGCCAAGUGUGCGACAAUCACCACGGCAUCUCCCUACUGAACAUCGCCGGGAAGAUCUUCGCCCGCAUCCUUCUCAACCGCCUCAAUAAUCAUCUGGAACAGGGCCUUCUGCCGGAAAGCCAAUGCGGCUUCCGUCGUCAUCGUGAAACCACGGAUAUGAUCUUUGCCGCCCGUCAACUUCAGGAGAAGUGUCAGGAGAUGCGGACCCACCUGUACUCUACCUUCGUGGACCUGACGAAAGCCUUCGACACUGUGAAUCGUGAAGGACUGUGA
This is a messenger RNA of Spirometra erinaceieuropaei, 782 nucleotides long. The record is from the annotation of a GenBank genome assembly. Lineage: Eukaryota; Metazoa; Platyhelminthes; Cestoda; Diphyllobothriidea; Diphyllobothriidae.